CACUCACUCACUCACUCACUACAACUCACUGCUUUCUGUAUGAUUUUUGCCUUCCCUUCUUAGACGUUCGCUCCUCACAUCAACAGAAACCCAAUUUCAUUUACCCAACCUUAAAUUCCAGAGCAAGCACUCCUUCUCCCUACCCCAAGUUUCAGCGCAAAUGACCACCACCACCACCACCCUCACCAAACCCAAGAUGAUCCAUCAAAACCAAAACCCACCACCAAACCCGACCCGGCUCCCACCAAAGCAGCUUGUUCGGAUCAUUCUCGCAGACGCCGACGCCACCGACUCCUCCAGCGACGAAGACAGCGUCGUACCCGGUGUCAAACGGCAUGUCAGAAAGAUCAGCCGUGAGCUCUCCUCACCUUCGAAUUGUUCCCGUCAUUCUAAGCUGUCCAAGCGACGCAGCCCGCCCGAACCCGACCCGGCUAGCCGGGAAAAGUUCAUAGGCGUCCGGAAGCGGCCUUGGGGCCGAUAUGCCGCAGAGAUUCGGGACCCGACUCAGAGAAAACGGGUCUGGUUGGGAACCUACGACACUGCCGAGGAAGCUGCCGCUGUCUACGACAGAGCAGCGCUGAAGCUGAGGGGUCCUCACGCCGUCACUAACUUUACCAUCCCCGUUAUAGCGGAGGAGACGGUUGCUGAUGAGGUGGUCCCCGCUGCGGGUUCGAGCCAUGUGAGUGAGAUUGGGGGAGAGGGAGGAGCUGCUGGUUAUGUUUUGCUUUGA
This is a messenger RNA of Prunus mume (Japanese apricot), 730 nucleotides long. RefSeq names its product pathogenesis-related genes transcriptional activator PTI6-like. Gene Ontology annotation, molecular function: DNA binding; DNA-binding transcription factor activity. Gene Ontology annotation, biological process: regulation of DNA-templated transcription. The record is from RefSeq and is a predicted model, not a curated record. Lineage: Eukaryota; Viridiplantae; Streptophyta; Magnoliopsida; Rosales; Rosaceae.